Molecule: messenger RNA, 1824 nt
Organism: Saccharomyces eubayanus
Lineage: Eukaryota; Fungi; Ascomycota; Saccharomycetes; Saccharomycetales; Saccharomycetaceae
Product: arginine--tRNA ligase
Exons: 1
Coding region: 1-1824 (607 amino acids)
Biological process (GO): mitochondrial translation; arginyl-tRNA aminoacylation
Cellular component (GO): mitochondrion; cytoplasm
Molecular function (GO): arginine-tRNA ligase activity; ATP binding
Source: RefSeq, a predicted model, not a curated record
AUGGUUAGCACAGAAAACAUGAUUUCUCAGCUAAAAAAGCUAUCUAUUGCAGAACCUGCUGUUGCUGAAGGCUCUCAUCCUGACGUCAAUGUUGUGGAUUUGAUGAGAAACUACAUUUCUCAAGAACUGAGCAAAAUAUCCGGCGUAGACACUUCUCUCAUUUUUCCAGCCUUGGAAUGGACAAACACUAUGGAUAGAGGUGAUUUGUUAAUUCCUGUUCCAAGAUUGAGAAUUAAAGGUGCUAAUCCAAAAGAUUUAGCCGUUGAAUGGUCAGAAAAAUUUCCAUGUGGCGAUUUCUUGGAAAAAGUUGAAGCAAAUGGCCCAUUCAUCCAAUUCUUUUUCAACCCUCAAUUUUUAGCCAAACUUGUUAUUCCAGAUGUUUUGACAAGAAAGGAAGAAUAUGGUUCAUGCAAAUUAGUUGAAAACAAGAAGGUCAUAAUCGAAUUUUCUUCUCCAAAUAUUGCAAAGCCAUUCCACGCUGGUCAUUUAAGAUCCACUAUUAUCGGUGGGUUCUUAGCUAACCUUUAUGAAAAAUUAGGCUGGGAAGUUAUCAGAAUGAACUACUUGGGUGACUGGGGUAAGCAAUUUGGUCUUUUGGCUGUUGGUUUCGAAAGAUAUGGCAGUGAAGAAGCUUUAGCCAAGGAUCCAAUUCACCAUUUAUUUGAUGUUUAUGUCCAUAUUAACAAGGAUAUCGAGGAGGAAGGUGAUACGAUUCCAUUAGAAGAAUCCACUAACGGAAAAGCCCGUGAAUAUUUCAAGAGAAUGGAAGACGGCGAUGAAGAAGCUUUAAAGAUUUGGAAGAGAUUCCGUGAGUUCUCUAUUGAAAAAUACAUCGACACUUAUGCUCGUUUGAACAUCAAAUACGAUGUUUACUCUGGGGAAUCUCAAGUUUCCAAAGAAUCCAUGCUUAAAGCCAUUGACCUAUUUAACAAGAACGGUUUGACACAUGAAGAUAAAGGUGCGGUUUUGAUCGAUCUAACCAAAUUUAACAAAAAGUUGGGAAAAGCUAUUGUCCAAAAGUCAGAUGGUACUACAUUAUACUUAACUAGGGAUGUUGGUGCUGCCAUGGACCGUUAUGAAAAAUAUCACUUUGAUAAAAUGAUAUACGUUAUUGCUUCUCAACAAGAUUUGCAUGCCGCUCAAUUCUUCGAAAUUUUGAAACAAAUGGGUUUCGAAUGGGCUAACAAAUUACAACAUGUCAAUUUUGGUAUGGUUCAAGGUAUGUCAACUAGAAAGGGAACUGUCGUAUUCUUAGACAACAUUUUAGAGGAAACUAAAGAAAAAAUGCAUGACGUUAUGAAAAAGAAUGAAAACAAAUACGCCCAAAUUGAACAUCCAGAAGAAGUUGCUGAUUUAGUUGGUAUCUCUGCCGUUAUGAUUCAAGAUAUGCAAGGUAAGCGUAUCAAUAACUAUGAAUUUAAAUGGGAGAGAAUGCUUUCAUUCGAAGGUGACACUGGCCCAUACUUACAAUACGCUCAUUCGAGAUUAAGAUCAGUUGAAAGAAAUGCUUCUGGAAUUACCGAAGACAAAUGGAUAAAUGCUGACUUCUCAUUGUUAAGCGAACCUGCUGCUAUAUUGCUAAUCAGAUUAUUGGGUCAAUAUCCCGAUGUUUUGAGAAAUGCCAUCAAGACUCAUGAACCAACGACUGUGGUAACAUACUUAUUUAAAUUGACUCAUCAAGUUUCUUCUUGUUAUGACGUCUUAUGGGUUGCUGGUCAAACUGAAGAAUUGGCAACUGCCCGUUUGGCUCUAUAUGGCGCUGCUAGACAAGUCUUGUACAAUGGUAUGUGUUUGUUGGGUUUGACUCCUGUCGAAAGGAUGUAA